This is a messenger RNA of Pneumocystis murina B123, 1497 nucleotides long. Its product is annotated as protoporphyrinogen oxidase. The record is from RefSeq and is a predicted model, not a curated record. The coding region runs from base 1 to 1497 and encodes 498 amino acids. Gene Ontology annotation, biological process: heme biosynthetic process. Gene Ontology annotation, cellular component: mitochondrial inner membrane. Gene Ontology annotation, molecular function: protoporphyrinogen oxidase activity, oxygen as acceptor. The transcript is spliced from 4 exons. Lineage: Eukaryota; Fungi; Ascomycota; Pneumocystomycetes; Pneumocystales; Pneumocystaceae.
AUGUUAUCAUCCAAAUCUAUAGGAAUUAUAGGAGGUGGAAUUUCUGGACUAUCUACUGCAUGGUAUCUUUCUCGUUUGUUUUCCCCAUCUACUAAAAUAACUAUCCUUGAAUCAUCUAAUAGACUUGGAGGAUUACUUAAUACAAAAAGAAUUGACUCUUCUCACGGUACAAUAUAUUUUGAAGAAGGCCCAAGAUCUCUUAAACCUACAGGAAUUUCUGGAUACAUAACUCUUGAUAUGAUAAAAAAAUUAGGUUUAAUAGAUGAAAUGAUUCUUGUGCCAAAAAAUUCACCAGUAAUUAAAAACAAAUAUAUAUACUUCCAAAACCAAUUAAACGCUCUUCCUACUUCAUUAUUAUCAGCAUUUAUAUCGAAAACACCAAUUUUCCGUUCCUUUUUAUGGGCAAUAAUAUCUGAACCAUUCAAACCAAUUAGAAACAAAAAUAUUUCAGAUGAAACAAUUUCUAGUUUUGUAUCAAGAAGAUUCAACACAUCAAUUUCUGAAAAUUUAGUUAGUGCUUUUAUACAUGGAAUAUAUGCAGGAGAUAUUGAUGAUUUAAGUAUUAAAUCUACUUUUCCACAUUUAUGGAAUUAUGAAGAACUUUAUGGUAGCGUUUUAAAAGGAAUUUUAUUUAAUGGGAUUUCUCUAAAUAAAAAUGAAGAAAAUAUAAAAUCAACUAUUGAAAAAGAUUCGAAAGAUAUUAUAAAAAAAACAAAAAACACAUAUAUAUAUUCAUUUAAAAAUGGAUUAGGUACACUUAGCAGUGCUAUAUCCAAGAAUCUUUUUACUAGAAACAAUGUUCAUAUAUAUUUUAAUUCAGAGGUUCAAUCACUUGAGUUUAACAAUAUUUUCAAAAUAAAAACAAAUACAUCAGAAUUUCAUUUUGAUCAUUUGAUAUCUGCAUUACCAAUACAAGUUCUUACAAAACUACUUGAUCCUUUUAAAAAACUAACAAGAAGUUUUUCAAGCACUACUAUUUUAGUCGUAAAUCUUUUUUUCGAUAAUCCAAAUCUUUUACCUUUUCAAGCAUUCGGAUAUCUUAUUCCAAGGUCAGUUAGUAAAGAGGAAAAUCCAGAGCAGGCUUUAGGUGUUAUAUUUGAUAGUAACAGUUUUCCCGAAUUAGACACAUACAAAGGAACAAAAAUGACAGUAAUGAUAGGAGGAAGUUUUUGGAAGCAUAAAGCUAUAUUCCCUAAAGAAAGCGAGUUUAUUAAAUUAGCACGAAAUGUUAUUUUGAGACAUUUGAGAAUAAAGGAUACACCUGUUAUCGUCAACUAUAAACUCCAAAAAAAUUCUAUACCACAAUACAAUCUUGGACAUCAUCAGGAUCUUAAAAAUAUUCACAAUUAUGUUUAUAAUACAUAUAAAGGUAAUUUGUCUCUUGUUGGAAAUUUCUACGGAGGUAUUGGUGUCAAUGAUUGUAUAAAAAAUGCAUAUCUCCUUACAAGAAGAUUAAAAGAAAAAGGAAAAGCUACAGGACUAGAAUCCAUAGAAUAA